This is a messenger RNA of Vanessa atalanta (red admiral), 3915 nucleotides long. It is a transcript of the gene IleRS, whose product is annotated as isoleucine--tRNA ligase, cytoplasmic. The transcript has 4 exons. Gene Ontology annotation, biological process: isoleucyl-tRNA aminoacylation. The record is from RefSeq and is a predicted model, not a curated record. Bases 59 to 3703 code for a protein of 1214 amino acids. Gene Ontology annotation, molecular function: isoleucine-tRNA ligase activity; aminoacyl-tRNA deacylase activity; tRNA binding. Lineage: Eukaryota; Metazoa; Arthropoda; Insecta; Lepidoptera; Nymphalidae.
AUUGCUGGCAUGUCGUGAUUGUUCUCUGCGUGGAAGUUUUAAAAAGCGAUAUUUCAUCAUGUCGCUAAAAGUAGAUAGGGUACCGGAAAACAUAGAUUUUCCUAAAGAAGAGGAAAAGGUGUUAAAUUUUUGGAAACAAAUCGAUGCUUUCCACACUUGUCUAAAUCAAUCAAAAAACAAACCCAGGUACUCUUUUUAUGAUGGACCUCCUUUUGCAACGGGGCUACCGCAUUAUGGACAUAUUCUCGCAGGAACAAUCAAAGAUGUAGUCACUAGAUAUGCUCAUCAGAAGGGUUUUCAUGUAGAAAGGCGUUUUGGCUGGGAUUGUCAUGGCUUACCUGUUGAAUUUGAAAUUGAUAAAACUUUAGGUAUAAAAGGACCUGAAGAUGUUGAGAAGAUGGGUAUUGAUAAAUAUAAUGCAGAAUGUCGAAAGAUCGUAAUGAAAUAUGCCAAUGAAUGGGAGAUAAUUAUGACUCGUGUGGGUCGAUGGAUAGACUUUAAAAAUGAUUAUAAGACCCUGUAUCCUUGGUUUAUGGAAUCUGUGUGGUGGGUAUUUAAAGAACUUUUUAAUAAGGGUCUGGUUUAUCAGGGUGUAAAAGUAAUGCCAUAUUCCACAACUUGCUCUACACCAUUAUCUAAUUUUGAAGCUGGACAAAACUAUAAGGAUGUUGUAGAUCCAGCAGUUGUUAUUUCUUUUCCUACCCAAGAAGGUUUUUCUUUACUUGCGUGGACUACUACACCUUGGACACUCCCCAGCAACUUAGCACUCUGUGUUAAUCCCAAACUUACCUAUCUCAAAAUAAAGGAAAAGUCAACAGAUAAUUAUUAUGUCUUACAAGAGAACCGAUUUCCAGUUAUAUUCAAAAAUAUUGAUGACUUUGAAAUCAUUGAUAAAUUUUUAGGGGAAAAGUUGAGAGGCUUAAAGUAUACACCACUUUUUAAUUAUUUUGUGGAAAAGUGUCCUAAUGCAUUUCAGGUACUUACUGAUGGAUAUGUUACUGAUGAUUCAGGUACAGGUAUUGUACACCAGGCUCCAUAUUUUGGUGAAGAUGAUUUUCGAGUUUGCUUAGCUGCAGGUAUCAUAACAAGAGAUCAAGACAUUAUCUGCCCUGUUGAUGCUAGUGGAAGGUUUAUAGAACCAGUAAAUGAUUUUCUUGGUCAACAUGUCAAGGAUGCUGAUAAAAAUAUCAUAGCAAAUCUGAAAGCAUGUAAAAGACUGAUUCAAUCUGGACAGAUAAAACACAGUUAUCCAUACUGUUGGCGCUCGGACACUCCUCUUAUCUAUAAAGCUGUGCCAUCGUGGUUUAUACGAGUGGAACAAAUGAGUCAGGAUCUUUUAAAAUCUAGUGAAGCUACAUAUUGGGUACCUGACUAUGUAAAAGAAAAAAGAUUUGGUAAUUGGUUGAAAGAUGCUAGAGAUUGGGCUGUGAGUAGGAACAGAUAUUGGGGGACCCCUAUUCCACUUUGGAUUUCUAGUGAUAAGCAAGAAGUUAUAUGCAUAGGUAGCAUUGCAGAACUUAGUGCUUUAACUGGUAAAGAGAUUACAGAUAUACAUAGAGAAAGCAUCGAUCAUCUAGAAAUACCAUCUGCAAGACCUGGGCAUCCACCAUUGAAAAGAGUGACUGAAGUAUUUGAUUGUUGGUUCGAAUCAGGAUCUAUGCCAUAUGGUCAAAAUCACUACCCAUUUGAAAAUAAAAAAGAAUUUGAUGAGAUCUUUCCUGCUAACUUUAUUGCUGAAGGUAUAGACCAAACCAGAGGUUGGUUUUACACAUUGAUUGUCCUAUCAACAGCACUAUUUAAUAAACCUCCUUUCAAAAAUUUAAUUGCAAAUGGAUUGAUUUUGGCAGCUGAUGGUCAAAAAAUGUCUAAAAAAAAGAAAAAUUACCCUGAUCCUUUAGAAGUAGUUACUAAAUAUGGAGCUGAUGCAUUAAGACUCUACCUUAUUAAUUCUCCAGUAGUUAAAGCUGAAAAUCUUCGUUUCAAGGAAGAAGGAGUUAAAGAUGUUAUUAAGGAUGUUUUCUUGCCUUGGUACAAUGCUUUUAGAUUCUUAAUGCAAAAUGUUGAGAGAAUUGUUCAAGAAGACAAAAUAAACUACAAAUACAAUGAAAAUGUAAUUAGAGAAAAUGUGAUGGACAAAUGGAUUACUUCCUUUACACAAUCGCUUAUUAAUUUUGUAACCAAAGAAAUGUCAGCAUAUAGACUGUAUACUGUUGUACCAAGAUUGACUAAAUUUAUUGACCAUCUUACAAACUGGUAUGUGAGAAUGAACAGAAAAAGGCUAAAAGGAGAAAAUGGACUUAAGGAUUGCCAAGUAGCAUUAGAUACCCUAUUUGGCGUUCUUUUCGAUAUGGUAAGGGUUAUGGCACCCUUUACUCCAUUUUUGACUGAAGUGAUGUACAAAACUCUGCGUCAACUUUUGGUUGGAAGUUCUUUGGAAAGUGUACAUUAUAAUAUGAUACCAGAACCGAGACUAGAUUUGGUUGAUACAAAUAUUGAAAGAGCUGUUCAAAGGAUGCAAGCUGUAAUUGAACUCGGUAGAGUUUUAAGAGAUAGGAAAACCAUCCCUAUAAAGUAUCCUCUUCCAGAAAUGAUAAUUAUUCAUCAAGACCAAACUUAUUUAGAUGAUAUAAAAUCAUUGCUCACUUAUGUUGUAGAAGAAAUGAAUGUAAAGAAAGUUGAAUUAACUAGCAAUAAAGAGAAAUAUGGCAUAACAUUAAGGGUUGAACCAGACUAUAAGAUCCUUGGAGCUAAAUUAAAAGGUGAUUUCAAAGCUGUAACACAAGCAUUAAAAGAUCUGAAUAAUAGUGACUGUGAAAAGCUAAUCGCCAAUGGAUUUGUUGAACUAAAUGGACAGCAUAUUGAUGUUUCAGAAGUUAGAGUAAUUUUCCAGGCUAAAGGCAGUGAUCAAUAUGAAGCACAUAGUGACAAUGAUGUUUUAAUUUUGCUCAAUGUUACACCUGACCAAGAAAUGCUGGAUGAAGGAUUUUCUAGGGAAAUAAUAAAUAGAGUGCAGAAACUUAGAAAAAAAGCGCAUUUGGUACCAACUGAUGAGGUUGAUGUUUACUUUGAAGUAAAUAAAACUAGUGACAUAUUACGUAUCAUAAAUUCACACCGUGAAUUUAUUGAAAAUACUGUAAGAGCACCUUUAAAAUGUAUGGAAGAACUUUUGCCAUCUAAACCUCUCAUUAUUCAAGAAACACAGGAAUUAAAAGGUUCCCAGCUAAAAUUGAUAAUUACUUGGAGAAAAGAUAUAGAAAUGCCAGUUAACCCUUGGGCGAACAUAAUUUUACAUGGCAUCAAACCACGUUUUGGAGUCACAUCAAACAAUGGUAGCAUCAUUCUAAAAGGAAAAGAUGACAAAUAUCUGUCAUUAGAUAGUUUGUGCCAAGAAGUUGAAAUUUUGUUUGGAAUUUAUGGAAUGAAAUACAUGUUAUGGUGUGAUGGUGCUGAAGUAAAAAAUACAAGCGAUCUUAAUGGUAAAACCAUUGUUGUAUCACCUUCAAAACCGAUCGACUUAUCGAUUACUUCACAAAAUAAUCCAUUUUGUAAGUUUGUAAACAUAGCUAAUGGUAAAAAAACUGCUACAUUUUUCAUAGAAAACCCUGUUGGAAAAAUAACUCUUAAUAAAGAACAAGCAGUAAACUUUGUUGCAGAGUAUUUGGAAAUUAAUCCAACUGACGUUGAUACAAAAUUAUUUAAAUAAGUGGUUACUUAUAUAUUUCCCUUUGUAAUUUCUCAUGUUAUGUGAUGUUAUUACUAUGGAAAAAUUGCUUUUACAGUUUUUUUCUUGGCUUCAAACUUACUUUCACUAGCCAAAGCUUGUGAAUAGAUAUAGAUAUUAACUGCAGUAUUUCACCACCUCAUCUGUAGUUUAUAGCGACAUUGUUAUUUAUUUCAAUAAAUGCUUUUUAUACA